CUGUGUAUAGUUGUUUGUUUGAGAGAGAUUGGAGAAGACGAUGGAAGUGAGCAACAAACAGAUAACUUUGAAGAAUUAUGUGACUGGUUUCCCUAAUGAGUCUGAUUUCGAGGUCAGGAUUACAACCAUUCCUCUCAAAGUCCCAGAAACCACUCAGAACGCGAUUUUGGUGAAAAAUCUCUAUCUCUCUUGCGAUCCUUACAUGCGUGACCGCAUGUCCAAACUCGAAGGAAGCUAUUUAGAUUCCUUCAUCCCUGGCUCUCCUUUAACAGGAUAUGGUGUGUCUAAAGUCUUAGAUUCUACUCAUCCAGACUUCAACAAAGGCGACUUCAUUUGGGGUUUCACUGUUGGAUGGGAAGAGUAUACUCUUAUAACAGCUACACAAUCCUUAUUUAAGAUUCAACAUACAGAGGAAGUCCCGCUUUCCUAUUAUACAGGAAUUCUAGGUAUGCCUGGUAUAACUGCUUAUGCUGGUUUUUAUGAGAUAUGCUCCCCUAAGAAAGGAGAAAAAGUGUUCAUAUCUGCUGCAGCCGGGGCAGUUGGUCACCUUGUAGGCCAAUUUGCAAAGUUGUUUGGUUGCUAUGUUGUUGGAAGUGUUGGAAGUAGAGAAAAGGUGGAUCUGUUGAAGAACAAAUUUGGAUUUGAUGAAGCUUUUAACUACAAAGAGGAAGAAGACCUCAAUUCAGCUCUCAAAAGGUACUUUCCGGAUGGGAUUGAUAUUUACUUUGAGAAUGUUGGUGGAAAGAUGCUCGAAGCAGUGCUUCUGAACAUGACAAGGCAUGGGAGAAUUGCAGUGUGCGGAAUGAUAUCGGAGUACAACCUUGAGAAGCCAGAAGGCAUUCAGAACUUGUCAUGUAUCCUCACAAAACAAAUUCGCAUGGAAGGGUUUGCAGUUUUUGACUACUUUCCCCAAUACGCAAAGUUCUUGGAAAUGAUUCUUCCCCACAUUAAAGAAGGGAAAAUUGAUUAUCUUGAGGACAUAGCCCAAGGCCUGGAGAAUGGACCCGCAGCUUUGGUUGGCCUCUUUUCUGGCCGUAACCUGGGGAAGCAACUGGUUGUGGUUGCUCAAGACUAGUAAAAAUAAUGGUGGUUACUGGUUAUGUAUUGCAUAUUGUAUUCCAAAAUCUAUUCAAUUUAUGUUCAGCAAAAUACUCUAUGC
Messenger RNA from Impatiens glandulifera, 1159 nucleotides. Its product is annotated as 2-alkenal reductase (NADP(+)-dependent)-like. The record is from RefSeq and is a predicted model, not a curated record. Gene Ontology annotation, molecular function: 2-alkenal reductase [NAD(P)H] activity. The transcript has 4 exons. The coding region runs from base 41 to 1075 and encodes 344 amino acids. NCBI's taxonomy places the organism in Eukaryota, Viridiplantae, Streptophyta, Magnoliopsida, Ericales, Balsaminaceae.